AAUCCCACGGUACAGCGCGUGCAACAACAUGCAAUGUGCAUUUGUGUGAUCGUGUUGUACAAUUUGAAGUAGUGUGUGGUACUGAAACGAACCCUGAAAACUACUGGUAGGGUUGUUUUUCUCAUCAUAGCUGAACAGUUUUACAUUUCAAGGGACAUCUGUUUUUCCAACAGUGUAGUGGUGACGUCCGAGCAGAGCAGGCAGAAUGCCGACCAGAGCGGAACAAAUUAUGGGCGGUUUCAAGUUAAAUUGGAUGAAUUUAAGAGACGCUGAAUCAGGGAAGAUCCUAUGGCAAGGCAGUGAAGAUCUAUCUCAACCAGAGAAAGAGCAUGAGGCCAGGGUGCCCAAGAAAAUACUUAAAUGCAAAGCCGUCUCCCGGGAAAUCAACUUCUCCUCGCAAGAGAAGAUGGAAAAGUUCCGACUGGAACAGCGGGUGCUCUUCAAAGGAAAAUGCCUUGAGGAGUGGUACUUUGACUUUGGCUUUGUUAUACCCAACUCAACCAACACGUGGCAAUCAUUGAUUGAGGCAGCUCCAGAAAGCCAAAUGAUGCCGGCAAAUGUACUCAGUGGGAGUGUUAUCAUAGAAACCAAAUUCUACGACGAUGAUCUUCUUGUAAGUACAUCAAAAGCUCGGCUGUAUUAUGUUUAAGAUUGGGCAUAUAACCCCAUUACAUAAUUAUAUAUUUGGACGUCAGAUUUUGUUUUUACUAUUUUUCUGAGAAUGUUUCUGAAAAAAGAAGCACUGUAAUUGUUACAUAUGUACAUGAUAAAUGUAUGCUGAUCAGGAUAAGUUAAUCAAGACUAGCCCUGUGGUAUGCAAGUGACCUUGAGAUACAUACAUGUAUAACUGGAAAACUAAGAUAUAUACUUUUCAAACUGCAAAGAACCCCCAUGGUAGGUUAGAUAUUUUAAAAAAAGAUAUUACUUGGAAAAGACAUUUCUUGUGUACCGGUAUAUGGUCUUUAUCAAUACAGGUGUUAAUUUACCUCAUAUGCAAAUGCUGCUGCAUAUGCAAAAUAGCCUGCUUCAUUCAUGCAAAUGGUUUGGAUCAUUUGCAUUUGUUCCAUACUGGAGGGUUUCAUAUUUCAUACAUUUGCAUGUACAGUAUCCGUACAUUGUGAUUAAGAAGCAUGUAUUGGUUAUUUUUCAUAAUUCUACAUAUUGACUAAUUCUUAGUUUUAAAUUAGAAGCCACUGCUGAGGUGGAGCCAGGCUCAUACAGGUUGUAGGAGAACACUCAAUACUCCUUUGACCAAUAGAAAUACCAUGGUGCAUUCUCGCCUGGACUUUAAGAGCGCUUGCAACAUGCGCCCAAGCAUGAUUCCACCACCAAAAUGGAGCGUGGUUCCACCACCUGUAUGACUUCUAAUUACGUUCGCCAGAUUAGUCUAUACUCAAACAGGACAUUGUAAACAUUUGGAGAAAGUUGCUGCUGAGAGGAAUUGAGGUCAACGUUACCUAGCAAUGAGUAGUGUCCUUUGUAUUUGAUGAUUAGUGAUGUUUAGUUUCAGAAGAGAAGCACUCUCAUACUUUCAACAUUCCAUGAUGAUUUUUUCCCUAUCAUUCAUUCGGGAAGGCAGUAAUUUGGGAGCAUCCAUUUUAAUGACAAAAGAAAUAAAAUACCGUCCUUUAUAUGAAUACAAAGUUGCAUGUAAAUAUCUACCUACUGAAACAAAUGUAUUCAUUUUAAUUGUCAUUUUGCAUUGCAAAUGUGCAUUCGAUUAAAGUACAUGUAAUUGUUUGAUUUGUUUUUAAACUGAUAUGGUUUUGUUGCUAAGACAGUAAAAUAAAGUAGAAAUGAGUUUUAAGAAUUUUAUGAAGGAAAGGGUUUAGAUGAAACAAUAUAAAUGUAUCAUCUGUUAAUCUCCAGAUCAAGUUUCUUCAUUAUGUUAACUAUUUUUGAACAAUAUGUACAUGUACACAUACCGUAUCUGUGUUCAAAUGACUGUUGUCGAGCCUGUGUGGAAAUGUCAACCUGACACCUGGUUUGGAGCUUGAUUGCGUUUUCCUAGUUUGACAAUCAUGACAAUAUACUUGGCUGUUGGUAAACGGUGAAGCAACCAAGACUUGUUGACUGUUUGUGCAAAAACCAAAGUUGUCAUAUCGUUGUCAACGGGACAAAGUUUGGGGUGAAUUUAUGUAGUCUUUGAUCAAACUUGAUCUGUUUGCAAUGAUCUGCCCAGUAUUGUGUUAGUAGGUAUUUAGUUAUGUCAGGAAACAACCCGAACGUGGAAUGCUUAAAGGGACACUGGGUCCUGGAACAGCCCAAUUGGGCUACAAAAGAGCUUUGAACGAAACAAUGUUAAUCUGAAAGAACCUUUAAAAGUAGGAUAUACACAUCCACACAACUAUCCUUUCAAAAAUGGCCGUUUUUGUGUUAUUCCUGUAUUAUGCGUGCGUGAACGAAUUUCGGGGUCCACUUUUGCGACCCCAAAAAUUCAAGCUGUUUUGAUGCUAGUUGUGAUUUCUUCUGUAAAGUGAUUCGCCUUUUGCAGACGUGAAAGAAACCAUAUUUUGUGCGUUGGUGAUUGGUCACCGCACGCUGUUCACGAGCAUUGUGCUGUGAAAACGACAGGAAAAGCGUAUUCGUACUCUGUCGUGUCCGAUGUGAACAACUGAGGUUUUUUGUCUUUUCUCGGGAAUGGCAAGACAUAAGGUUGGUUUCCUUUGAACCAGAUGUUUGAAAUAGGAUAAGUAGACGAUCCAAAAUGUGAAAUUUUCGGGGAUUUCAGGACCUAGUGCCCCUUUAAUUCAAAAAAUGAUGCUAUUUCUUCGAUUUUCUGGUGUUUUUUGUAGUUUUCUUUCAAGGUUAAUCAGUUUCACAAUGUAAUGUUCGUUUGCAAGGAGCAACUGCACGCAAAUUUUAAGUAACUAUCACAGAACUAUUUAUAGGCUUGAUUAAAUGACCAAAAACAGAACCCUAUUUUUUCAAUUCUUUAUCAGUCUCGAAGGUUGAUAAAGCUUUAAAUAAUUGUUCAUGCUGUAAAUGUUCAAGUGAAAUUGAGGAUUUUUUAUGUGUAAUUACUAUACAUCCUUGUCUCAUUACAGGAAAUCCUUCUGUACACGUGCACAUUGUCAUUGUGACUUUGAAAACAAUUUUUUUUUUUUUGCAAAUAAGUGAAUACGACGUUUGGCUGUUUCACUUAUCAUAAGUGCCUGUAAAAAGAAAGAAAUAAAAUACAACUUUGAUUCAACUAAAGAAGCCUGUCAACAUGUAGCAGUGGACAAAAGUUGCUAGAACUUGAGUUGACUGCUUGUGCUUAUCCAGCUGAAAUUUAGUGGGAAGUUGGUGUAAUUUGUGUGUAUGCUACAUGUACAUGUAGACAAUAUUGACAGAGCAAAUGGGUUUUAAUUUGACUUUCAGUAAUAUGUACCAAAUUUGAAUGGCAGUGGCAUAACUAAUGGGGAUUACAUUUUCUUUGGUUAUGUGAUCUGUGAGAAGACCUUGUUGAGAAAUAUUCAUAUCUUAGUUCUUUUUUUACUGCAAGCCAGGGCUGUCUAUUUUAGAAUGAUUUAGUACUCGGCAUUUGACCGAAUAUUCGGAUAUUGGAAACUGCCAACUGCAAAUGGGUGCCGUGCUGAUCAAAAGUUGCACGCAGAGGGCGCCAGUUGGAAUUUGUAUGUGGCAAUUGAUAUGGGCUGCUGGAGUGUGUUGCAGUAAGUAGGCCUAUUUUAUAACUGUCUAAGCCAAGGGCUUUAAUUGUCUAAAGGGAUGGGAAGUGGGACCAUGAACCGCCGUCGACAAGAAAAUGGCACUUGACAAUAAAGCGCCACAACUUCACAAAAAAAUAACAUCCAAGUUGUGUGUGUGCGUGCAUAGUUUUUUUGUUUUUGAAUACUCAUGCCAGCAAAAAGCUAUUUGAAUAUUGGGUUGAUCAAAUAUUGGGUAUAUAUUCAGGGCAGCCCUACUGCAAGCAUGGUGGCGGAAUAUGACCUCUUUCCAGACUUCGUAAAAUGACUUUUGCUUUUCAACAACCUUUAGACUUUUAAUUGGCUGUGUAGAAACUAGACAUAUUCUGUUUGUCUAACAUCUUGAUGGUGCGAUGUGUCUUCUCAGAUCACAUUAGACAUCAUUGUAAUUGUAGGCCUCUGUGUCAAUGUAUACAAUGUGCAUCAAUUCAUGCAAGUCAUUACAGUUCUAAAAUUCAUCCUAAUUCUGGGCAACCUAUUGAGUGUUAUGCAAGUCUUGUCGUGAAUAUAGUGUGAAUCUGUUCAUAAACAAUCCUUCCUCUGCAAAAAGUUGUGACAAAGUGUUAAAGGAAAAACCACAAUUAUCUAAAUUAACUUUACUUUUUUUAACACCUUCAUCUAUAUUUGUAUUCAAUCUUUAUAUAUGUUUUGCACAGUGUUAACUUAAACUGAUCUGUAAGAUACCUUGAUUAAAAAUGUGUGUGUAUUCGUUUCAAGUUCAGUUAUUAGUGUUUCCUUGCAAGCUGUUCAAUUGACUAUUAACAUGGAAAUUAACUUGUAUUGCUUUGACGGAAGAAUAAGAUUAUUUCAUUCACUUUAAUAAGAUGAACUCUGUUGUGCAUUGAUGGGCUGUGCAUGUGGUAUAUAUAAUCAUUUUGUAAAAAAAUAAGUCAGACACUUGAUAACAAUAGCAAUGAAUAUUUGUAUACAGUGAACAAUGUUUUCCCAGGUACUGUUUUAUUGAACACUUUUUGUGUACUGUAAUCUCAGCAAUUGAUAGCUAGAUCUGUGAAAUUCUUCAAAGGAGUUGAAAAAUAAGGUCACCUGUAAAUGGAAAAAAUGAGAAAAUUGUUGUUCAUCUUUAAAUCACCUAGACGAUCCAUGCUGCCUGUGUUUGACCCUCUUAACUCCCCCCUUUAUCUCAUGGAUCUAUUCUUGAGAUAAUGUUUACAAGUUGCUUUAUAUUUGGUUAUGUAUCUUUAGAUCGAGACCUCUGCAGUUACGGUAGCCCCCAAGUCACAUCAAAUCAUUUGCUUUUCAUGAAAACAAAUUUUCUCUUAAUUAGGGACAAGUUUUUCACUUUUUUAAUUAGAAACAAAUGUGAUUGUAAUCCAGACUGUGUAUAUAUGUGUACCGGUAUUUGAUUAUGUUGUGCUGUAGGCCCGAUAUAACAUUCAUCAACACAUACAUCCACAGCUUACUAGUGUAGCAACAAAAAUCUAUCACAAUACACAAUUGUGUUCUGUCAAAGCUUAAGAUGUUGUCGGGUGUUGGUCACUGUCAGCACCCAUGUUUAAGUCUUGAGAAAAUAAUAAACAUAUUUUGUAAACUUGUA
This is a messenger RNA of Patiria miniata (bat star), 5244 nucleotides long. RefSeq names its product retinal rod rhodopsin-sensitive cGMP 3',5'-cyclic phosphodiesterase subunit delta-like (gene pde6d). Lineage: Eukaryota; Metazoa; Echinodermata; Asteroidea; Valvatida; Asterinidae. Gene Ontology annotation, cellular component: cytoplasm. The transcript is spliced from 5 exons. Gene Ontology annotation, biological process: sensory perception of light stimulus. The record is from RefSeq and is a predicted model, not a curated record. Bases 206 to 649 code for a protein of 147 amino acids.